Messenger RNA from Rattus norvegicus (Norway rat), 1963 nucleotides. It is a transcript of the gene Adra2c, whose product is annotated as adrenoceptor alpha 2C. Gene Ontology annotation, molecular function: G protein-coupled receptor activity; alpha2-adrenergic receptor activity; adrenergic receptor activity. The transcript has a single exon. Bases 91 to 1467 code for a protein of 458 amino acids. Gene Ontology annotation, biological process: regulation of vasoconstriction; platelet activation; regulation of uterine smooth muscle contraction. Gene Ontology annotation, cellular component: plasma membrane; membrane. The record is from RefSeq and is marked validated. Lineage: Eukaryota; Metazoa; Chordata; Mammalia; Rodentia; Muridae.
GAUGCAGACGCCGACUCUGGCUAUGGGGCGCCCGAGCUGCGGAGGCUGCGCCCCGGCUCCUGGCAGGACCGCGUAGCUCUCGGGAGGACCAUGGCGUCCCCAGCGCUGGCCGCGGCGCUGGCGGCGGCGGCGGCUGAGGGCCCCAACGGGAGCGACGCGGGCGAAUGGGGUAGCGGCGGGGGUGCCAAUGCCUCGGGGACCGACUGGGGACCACCGCCGGGCCAGUACUCCGCAGGUGCUGUGGCAGGGCUGGCAGCCGUGGUGGGUUUCCUCAUCGUUUUCACCGUGGUGGGCAACGUGCUCGUGGUGAUCGCUGUGUUGACAAGCCGAGCGCUGCGCGCCCCGCAGAACCUCUUCCUGGUGUCUCUGGCCUCAGCUGACAUCCUGGUGGCCACACUGGUCAUGCCCUUUUCGCUGGCCAAUGAGCUCAUGGCCUACUGGUACUUUGGGCAAGUGUGGUGUGGUGUGUACCUGGCACUGGACGUGCUCUUCUGCACCUCGUCCAUCGUGCACCUGUGUGCCAUUAGCCUGGACCGCUACUGGUCGGUGACGCAAGCGGUAGAGUACAACCUGAAGCGCACGCCACGCCGUGUCAAGGCCACCAUCGUGGCCGUGUGGCUCAUCUCGGCUGUCAUCUCCUUCCCGCCUCUCGUCUCUUUCUACCGCCGGCCCGACGGCGCCGCCUACCCGCAGUGCGGCCUCAACGAUGAGACCUGGUACAUCUUGUCCUCCUGCAUAGGCUCCUUCUUCGCGCCCUGCCUCAUCAUGGGCCUGGUCUAUGCGCGCAUCUACCGCGUGGCCAAGCUGCGCACGCGUACGCUCAGCGAGAAACGCGGCCCCGCCGGCCCCGACGGCGCGUCCCCGACCACAGAGAAUGGGUUGGGCAAGGCGGCGGGGGAGAAUGGGCAUUGCGCGCCCCCGCGCACUGAAGUGGAGCCGGAUGAGAGCAGCGCGGCAGAGAGGCGGAGGCGCCGGGGAGCGCUGCGCAGAGGAGGACGGCGGCGAGAGGGUGCCGAGGGGGACACGGGCAGUGCGGACGGACCGGGACCUGGGUUGGCGGCCGAACAGGGUGCUCGGACGGCGUCUCGGUCUCCAGGCCCCGGAGGGCGCCUGUCGCGGGCCAGCUCGCGCUCCGUCGAGUUCUUCCUGUCGCGUCGGCGCCGGGCGCGCAGCAGUGUGUGCCGCCGCAAGGUGGCCCAGGCGCGCGAGAAACGCUUCACCUUCGUGUUGGCGGUGGUCAUGGGCGUGUUCGUACUGUGCUGGUUCCCCUUCUUCUUCAGCUACAGCCUGUAUGGCAUCUGCCGUGAGGCCUGCCAGCUGCCAGAACCGCUCUUUAAGUUUUUCUUCUGGAUCGGCUACUGCAACAGUUCGCUCAACCCGGUCAUCUAUACUGUCUUCAAUCAGGACUUCAGGCGCUCUUUCAAGCACAUCCUCUUCCGUAGGAGGAGAAGGGGCUUCAGGCAGUGACCCUCUGGCUGCCUGGACUUGGCCCCACUGACCUCCUGGACAGCUCCGAACUCGGGUAGAUAGGGGGACCAACCAGUGUGGCUUCUCCAGAGUUCCAGGGCGGACUUCAGGGUACAGUGUGGAAUGUGGCCAGCAGGAACUGGGAGAGAGACAACUGGGCCUCUGGGAGUGGGGAGGAGAAAGGGAGACCCUUUGCCUUCCCAUCUCAGCGAGGGGCUGUGGCUAGAUCCAGUUCCUAAGAAGGCUUCUGUGGAGUGUGGCUGUGAACUUAGUUAGGGUUUUAGAGCUCAGACAACUGCACCAGAAAGGAGACCCCCCCCCCCAACUCUCGGUCUUCCCUGUGAGCAAGGGCUGACUUCCUAUGACCUGAAAAAGGUAUCUGUCUGGGGGAGGAGAGAUAGCACAGGCAAUCUCUGGUUACUGAGAGUGUUUGCCAAAUACAAUGACAGCCAAACAAAACCAAACUUUUUUUUUAAAAUAAACCUUUGUAAUCUAA